AUGGCCGAUCAUCAUGUGGAUGAGCCGCCCAAUAAGCGGCCCAAAAUGAUGCGGGACCCAUUCCAGGGUCCAUCAGACACCGCGGAUGGGUUUUCAAACCUAGACAUGUUCGACCUGGAAAAAGAUCUCCCCGAUGAGCUUAUGGGGGGUGCCUGGGGAGAACAGCCUGGUGUCACCGGUCCAAAGCCCCCCGCCCAAGGUCCUGGGCCUGGGGGGCAAAUGGGCCCACAGCAGCUGAAUGGGGAUGACCCUACUGCUGCUAUGCAAAGACAAAUCAAUAAUCACCUUAUACAACAAGGCAAUAAGAGUGGCUUAGUUGGCCACAACAACUCGUUAAGUUUGAGUCUAGGUAGUAAGAGUCCUAAUCUUCAGUCGCCACCCAAUGUCUCUGUCUCUAAGGAUCUCAUGGGUGGCAUGCAUCAGCAACUCAUACCAAAUACGAGUCACCCAAAUCAACUUCAUUCCAAUAUGCCUAUGAGUUCUAUACAAGGUAUGAACGUAGCAAACGUUGGAGGAAACAUGGUAGUUACAAACAGUAACAUGAGCGGCGCUGGCAUGCUGGGUGGUGGUAUUAUAAACAAUGUUAACAAACAAUUACCCACGCAUAUGGGCAACAACCACCAUCCGAACGCGCAGCAUCAUCCUCAUGCACAGGCAAUGCAGAACGGCCCAUUGGGUGGACGAAUGGGUGUCGGGGUCGGAGUGGGCAUGCAAGUGCCAACUCGUUCGGGCCUCGGUCAAGGUGUGCCCGUGCACGGUUUGGGCAACCAUGGAGCUAGAGGUGCCGGCGGAGGGCACCCCCUCGUCCCGUAUCAUCCUGCGUACGGUCAACCGGCAGCUAGUGCGGGCGUCGCCGCCGCACAGAGAGCAGCGGGAGUGAGAUUCGGUCCUCCACCGGAGGCGGGGGGUGGGGCUGCUCAGGCCGUGCCCCCCGCGCCCUCUCCGCAAACACCCGGUGCGCCGGCUGGUGGACAGUCACAGCCUCAGGCGGCCACGCAAUCUGCGACGGCCCCCACUCAACCGAACACCGGGUCCAUCGCCGACCCGGAGAAGAGGAAGCUCAUUCAGCAGCAACUGGUGCUGCUGCUGCACGCGCACAAGUGUCAGCGGCGCGAGUCGCAGUCGAAUGGCGACGCUUGGACUUGUACCCUACCCCACUGCAAGACAAUGAAGGGAGUUCUCAACCAUAUGAUGUCAUGUCAGGCGGGGAAGAACUGUGCAGUACCUCAUUGUUCAUCAUCAAGACAAAUCAUCAACCAUUGGAAACAUUGCAAUAAGAAUGAUUGUCCUGUCUGUCUACCUCUCAAACAAGCUGAUAGGACAAGAUCUAACAAUAUGAAUGCGGCAGCGGUGUCCCACGCAACGACGGGUGUAGGCGUGGGCGUGGGAGUGGGAGUUAGCGGCGUAGGCGGAACCAACGCUGGCGUGGGCGGAGUCAGCGUCAACGUGAACGCUCAGCAGCCUAACUCCUUACCACCUGUUAACCCUCUUUCAGCAGGUGCAAGUGUAGCAUCUAACGCGACGGGAGCAAGUUCCGUCGGAAACGUUGGCGUGGGCAACGUAAACGUGGGCGUGGGAAACGUCGGUGCCGUUCCAGAAUUAAAGCGUGCUUACGAAGCGCUAGGCCUAGGCAUUUGUCCCACAUCGGGGAUGGGGUUUGCGCGCGCGCCUCUCACCCGCCUAGCUGCACCCCGUCCACCUGCACUGUCUGAUGUGCUGCCGCAUCAGCAGCAGCAGCAAUUAUUUGCACAUCAACCUGACCCCCAACAACAGAUGAGCACAGGGACGCUACAACUGGGCGGGCCGGUGACGGCUAAUCCUGUGCCGGGCACGAAGGAGUGGCACCAGUCUAUAACACCUGAUCUCAGAAACCACCUUGUUCAUAAACUGGUCCAAGCUAUCUUCCCCACGCCCGACCCCACAGCAAUGCAAGACAAGCGGAUGCACAACCUAGUGGCAUACGCGAGGAAAGUGGAAGGUGACAUGUACGAAAUGGCUAGCACGCGCUCCGAGUACUACCACCUGCUCGCCGAAAAGAUAUACAAGAUACAGAAGGAGUUGGAAGAGAAGAGGCAGAAACGAAAGGAGCAGCAGCUACAAGCGCAACAGGCGCAGCAGCAAAAUCAACUGCAGAACCAGACCGGUGUGCUGUCCGGAGGCGGUGUCAUGGGUGUCCGCCCCACGGCACCGGGGGUCGUCGGCCUCGGUGUGGGUGUCAGGCCAAACCUGCCCGCCCAGCCGAGCCUACCCGCAAUGCGCAUUCCCUCCCCUGGCAUGAAUCUGCCUAUGUCAACCAAUAGAAUGACUUACCAGCCUAAUCUUGUUGGGCCACCUGGCCCGAGUCCUAAUCAGAUGCCUCAGACACCCAACGGCGGCACAGUCGGCGUGGGUGCAAUGAGCAACCCGGGCAUGUCUCCCUUCGGACAACCCAUUCCGUCGCCUGCGCCUCAAUACUCUUUACCUAGUAACGGGCCGGCGCCUUCGCCGUCCCACCAGCCCGAUAUGAAGCGCCUCGCGAGCCCCUUCAUGACGAACACCUUCCGCGAGCUGCCGGGCUCCCCCGCGCAGACCGGAGCGCCGGCCACUCCUGUCCCACUUCCUCACGUAUCUCCAGCGCCCCCCGCCCCUCCUGCGCCAGCGCCGGCUCCGCCAGUUGCCGAACCUCCCGCGACGCCGGAGAUCAAACGCGAACCGGAAGACAUCAAGAUAAAAGAGGAGGAAGAAGAAUGCGGGGGUAAAGGUGUGCGCAUGGAGAGGGACAACGAUGUGACGGAUAGGAGCGAUUCGUUCGCGCCAGAAAUAAAGAAAGAGAUCCCGGAAGUGAAACCGGAGAUCAAGCGAGAGAUAAAGGAGGAGCCGGAGAGCACCACCGGCGAGACAACCGUCGAUCGUGGACCCAAGAAACCCUUCACGUUCAAACCUGAGGAACUGCGGCAAGCGUUGAUGCCGACGCUGGAAAAACUGUACAGGCUAGAACCGGAGGGGGUUCCAUUCCGACAGCCGGUGGACGCGGUCACUCUCGGCAUACCAGACUACUUUGACAUCGUGACGAAGCCUAUCGACCUGUCCACCAUCAGGAUGAAAUUGGACCACGGCGAGUACAAGGAUCCGUGGGAGUACGUGGACGACAUGUGGCUGAUGUUCGACAAUGCGUGGCUCUACAAUAGGAAGAACUCUAGGGUUUAUCGAUUUUGUACUAAGCUGUCAGAGGUGUUCGAAGCGGAGAUAGACCCGGUGAUGCAGUCGCUGGGCUUCUGUUGCGGGCGAAAGUACACCUUCAACCCGCAAGUGCUUUGCUGCUAUGGCAAGCAGCUCUGCACGAUACCGCGGGACGCCAAGUACUUCUCCUAUCAGAACAGUCUAAAAGCAUAUGGGGUUGUGUCCGAUAGAUACACCUUCUGCCAGAAAUGCUUCAACGACAUUCAGGGCGACACCGUUACGCUCGGCGACGACCCGCUACAGCCGCAAACGGCAAUUAGGAAAGACCAGUUCAAAGAAAUGAAGAACGACCACUUGGAGCAAGAGCCGUUCGUGGUGUGCUCGGACUGUGGCAGGAAGCAGCACCAGAUCUGCGUUCUGCACCACGACCAAAUAUGGCCGCAGGGCUUCUGCUGUGAAAACUGUCUCAAGAAGAAAGGGGGCAAACGGAAAGAUAACAAGUUCAGCGCCAAAAAGUUGCCCACGUCGAAGCUAGGAAUAUUUAUUGAGACUAGAGUGAAUAAUUAUCUUAAGAAAAAGGAGGCGGGCGCUGGCGAGGUGCAUAUCAGGGUGGUCGCGUCGUCCGACAAGAUUGUAGAAGUAAAGCCCGGAAUGAGAUCUCGUUUUGUGGAGUCUGGUGAACUCUCGUCGGAGUUCCCAUACAGAGCGAAAGCGCUUUUCGCAUUUGAAGAGGUGGACGGGAGCGAUGUCUGCUUCUUUGGGAUGCACGUGCAGGAAUACGGAAGUGAGAGUCCGUCGCCGAACACGCGGCGAGUGUACAUCGCAUAUCUAGAUUCUGUUCAUUUCUUCAAACCGAAGCAGUACCGAACCGCGGUCUAUCACGAAAUUAUCUUAGGUUAUUUGGAUUACGCUAAACAAUUAGGUUACACUAUGGCCCAUAUAUGGGCGUGUCCGCCGUCGGAGGGGGACGACUACAUCUUCCACUGCCAUCCGCCCGAUCAAAAGAUACCGAAGCCGAAGCGACUGCAGGAGUGGUAUAAGAAAAUGUUAGAUAAAGGAAUUAUAGAGAGAAUAAUAUUAGAUUAUAAAGAUAUCCUGAAACAAGCAAUGGAGGACAGUAUCUCGUCGGCGGCGGAGUUGCCGUACUUUGAGGGGGACUUUUGGCCCAACGUGCUCGAAGAGUCGAUCAAGGAGCUGGAUCAGGAGGAGGAGGAAAAGAGGAAACAGGCGGAGGCAGCCGAGGCAGUGUCGUCGGAGGAAUGCGAGCAAGGGCCAGACGGAAAGAAAAAGGGACAGAAGAAGGCAAAGAAGUCGAACAAGUCGAAGGCCGCCCAGAGGAAAAACAGCAAGAAGCAGAGCGACCAGCAGCAGGGGAGCGAUCUCAGUGCGAAGAUUUUCGCCACAAUGGAGAAACAUAAGGAAGUGUUCUUCGUUAUCCGCCUACAUUCCGCGCAAUCCGCUGCUAGUCUGGCUCCCAUCCAAGACCCGGACCCCUUAUUAAACUGUGAUCUGAUGGACGGUCGCGACGCGUUCCUAACGAUGGCGCGCGACCGCCACUACGAGUUCUCGUCGAUGCGACGCGCGUACUACUCCACGCUAUGCAUGCUCUACGAACUGCACAAUCAAGGCCAGGACAAGUUCGUCUACACGUGCAACAGCUGCAAGUCGCACGUCGAGACCCGCUACCACUGCACCGUGUGCGACGACUUCGACCUCUGCGUGCCCUGCUACGACAAGGAGGGCCACCCGCACAAGAUGGAGAAGUUGGGCCUCGACCUAGACGUGGGCUCCUCUCCGGGAGACAUGAAGCAGGCGAACCCUCAGGAGGCGAGGAAACUGUCGAUCCAACGCUGCAUCCAGUCGCUGGUGCACGCGUGCCAGUGCCGCGACGCCAACUGCCGGCUGCCCUCGUGCCAGAAGAUGAAGCGGGUCGUCACGCACACGAAGAUCUGCAAACGGAAGACCAAGGGCGACUGCCCGAUCUGCAAGCAGCUCAUCGCGCUGUGCUGCUACCACGCGAAGCAUUGUCAAGAGAGCAAGUGCUCGGUGCCGUUCUGCAGCAGCAUAAAGCAAAAGUUAAAGCAGCAGCAGGUGCAACAGAGGGUGCAACAACAACAGCUGCUGAGGCGGCGGAUGGCGGCGAUGAACACGCGCGGAAACAUGGCCGGCCCGAGCUCGCCGCCUCCCGCACCUCUAGCUUCGCCUCCACCAGCCAAACCGGCCGCGCAUACGUUGCCACACAAUGUACAGAAGGCGUUGCAGCAGGUUCAAGAAGAAGCGGCUAGACAGCAGGCGCCGUCAUAUGGUAAGCAGGGCGCGAUGGGACCCCCUGGGGGCGCGAGGGCCGACUGGGCGGCGCGAUACCGGGGCCCGCCUCCGCUUCACCACGCGCCGCACCACGCACGGUUACCGCACCAUGCGCCGCACCCUCACCCUCAUCAUCAUCCGCACCAGCAGCAGCCGCAGCCGCAGCAAUUACAGCAACAACGAGCCGGAGCGCCGCAGCAAGCAAGUCAACCGCAACACAUGCAACAGAAAGCGCUGCAGCAGUUGAUGGCGACGCUCAGAUCUCCAACAAGUCCCAACCAGCAACACGAAAUACUGCAGAUCCUCAAGUCGAACCCCCCGCUCAUGGCCGCUUUUAUCAAACAAAGAGCGCAGAACGCCCAAAAUCAACAGCAAACGAGCGGCAAUGUUGGUGGCGUUGGAGCCGUGGGCGGGGUCGGCGUCGGAGGUGCCGUGGGCGUGGGCGGUGUGUCUCACGUGGGACUUGGUGGCCAGCAGGGUCAGCAGUUACAACAUAUGAUGCAGCCCCAACAGAGGUUGCAGCAGAUGCAACAUAUGCUACCCCAACAGCAACAGGUCGGAGGCGUAUCGAACGUCGGCGGUGUCGGUGGCGUGGGCGGCGUCGGCGGCGUAUCGAACGUGGGCCUCGGUGGAGUGUCCGGUGUUUCGGGCGUGUCCGGCAUGUCUGGUGCCGGGUGGUUUAAGCCGAACGCGGGCGCGGUGGGCGGCGGCAUGAUGCCCAUGCGCGGCGCUUACGCCCCGGCCGCGGCGCCAAGACUCGCCGCGCGCUACUUCCCUGCGGCGUCGCCCCCGGCUACGCCAUCCCCGCGUCCGCCCACGCCCUCCGAGCUGCUGCUCAUGCGGCAGUCGCCCGCUCCGCCCGCCCCGCAUCCGCCACCCGACGAUCAACUGCCGCCGAUGACGCCCCAAGACCAACUCACAAAGUUUGUCGAACAGUUGUAG
This is a messenger RNA of Leptosia nina, 6408 nucleotides long. The record is from the annotation of a GenBank genome assembly. Lineage: Eukaryota; Metazoa; Arthropoda; Insecta; Lepidoptera; Pieridae.